Coccidioides immitis RS is the source of this 1893-nucleotide messenger RNA. RefSeq names its product ABC transporter. NCBI's taxonomy places the organism in Eukaryota, Fungi, Ascomycota, Eurotiomycetes, Onygenales, Onygenaceae. Gene Ontology annotation, molecular function: ATP hydrolysis activity; ATP binding; ABC-type transporter activity. The record is from RefSeq and is a predicted model, not a curated record. The transcript has 7 exons. Gene Ontology annotation, cellular component: membrane. The coding region runs from base 1 to 1893 and encodes 630 amino acids.
AUGUCAGCAGAAUAUCUAAAUACUAAUGUAGACCUUGAGUCUAAUGAAAAUGAGCACAGCUUUUUGAUGAAUGAUACUGUUCAUAGCUUCGCUUGGAAGGGUGUUACAGUAAAUGUCAAAGAUCGCCAAACGAAGAAAAGGAAAAGUAUCCUCUCGGAUACAUCUGGCUAUGUGAAUCAAGGAGAGCUCAUGGUCCUCAUGGGGCCUUCGGGGAGCGGCAAAACCACCUUGUUGAACGUCCUUGCCCAUCGAAACAGCAGUCUUGGGGCGGCGAGCGUCGAGGGGGAUAUCCUAGUAAACGGGAGAAAAGUGCCCCUAGAGACAUUCAGACGCAUCAGUACCUACGUUGAACAAGAAGAUGUCCUUAUUGGAUCUUUAACGGUGGAAGAGACACUGUAUUUCGCGGCCCAAUUGUCGCUUUCCAGCUCAAUUUCGAAAAAGGAGCGGUUACAUCGUAUUAAAAGCCUUCUAAACGCCUUUGGUAUCCAAAAUCAGGCUAAAACCUUGAUCGGAACUCCAAUUCAAAAGGGGAUCAGUGGCGGUCAGAAACGUCGUGUGAGCGUUGCGAGCCAGCUCAUCACUCGACCGAAAAUCUUGUUCUUGGACGAACCUACGAGCGGGUUAGAUUCUACUGCCAGCUUUGAGGUGAUGUCCUUCGUAAAAGAGCUUGCUGUUAAAAACAAGCUCAUUGUGAUCGCGAGCAUCCAUCAACCAUCGACGGCCACCUUCGAAACUUUUGACAAGCUUCUGAUCCUGUCGACUGGAAAAACAUGUUAUUUUGGGCCAGGGACUCAAAUGAAAUCUUACUUUGAUGGCGCUGGGUAUCUUAUGCCCCUACAAACAAAUCCUGCCGAAUUCGUUUUGGAUUUAGUGAGCACGGAUUUCGCGAAUAAUAGGGACGCCGCAUCCGAUCGGCUUGGCCAAAUUCAUAAUGUCUGGGCCAGGUCUCCAGAGGCCUCUCAGAUCGAUGCUGAGAUAGAGUCUCACAUGGGUAUGGCCGAGAAAUUCGAACACAUUUCGACUCCAAAAGGCGGGAAGGUUGGUUUCUUGAUGACUAUAUUGACUUUGCUUCAUCGGUCUUUCAUUAAGAGCUACCGGGAUGUUGUUGCCUAUGGUAUUCGCAUCGCCAUGUAUCUUGGGUUGGCUAUAAUGAUGGGGACUGUGUGGCUGCGUUUGGGUAGUCACCAGGAGAAUAUUCAGCCCUUUAUUAAUGCUCUUUUCUUCAGCUCAGCAUUUAUGUCAUUUAUGGCUGUUGCAUAUGUGCCCUCAUUCCUUGAAGAUAGGUCAACGUUCAUCAAAGAGAGGGCCAACGGACUCUACGGUGCGACAUCUUUUAUCAUUUCAAACUUCAUCAUCGGUGUUCCAUUUUUAUUCCUAAUCACACUGCUUUUCUCCAUUGUUGCCUAUUGGCUUGUGAACUUCCGCGAUGGUGCUGGCGCAUUCUUCACAUUUGUAAUGUGGCUUUUCCUUGACCUCCUUGCUGGAGAAUCUCUAGUGGUGCUUAUGGCCUCACUGUUCCCCAAUUUUGUCAUUGCUCUUGCUCUCACCGCCUUCGCCAACGGCCUUUGGAUGAGCGUUGGGGGAUUCCUUGUUUCCCCGACCAUCCUCAAUGUGUUUUGGAAGUACGUCUUCCAUUACAUUGACUACCAGGCGUACGUUUUCCAAGGGAUGAUGGUAAACGAGUUUUCGAAACGGACAUAUGAUUGCGCCUCAGGCUGUCAAUGCAUGUAUCCUAGUGAGCUAUCGGAUCAAUGUAAGAUCGCCGGAACGGGAGUGCUCAAUGCAUAUGGCUACAAGACUGGAAGAGAAGGGAAGUGGGUAGGCAUUCUGAUUGCGAUUAUCGCCGUUUAUCGGUUGUUUGGGUGGGCGAUGUUGAUGCUGAGGAAAAAAUAA